AGGCUUUUUCAUUCCUUUUGCUCUGCUUGUGGUCCAGGACACUACAGUGGAAAAGCAGGUGUCUCUGCCCAAGUGGGCUGCUGGAAAGGGUGGUUGGCUGGUGGGUGUGCACUGCACUGAUUACUCAGUCCCCAGUUGGAAGCGUAGCCCUUGCAUGUGAGUGUAUGUGCUUCCCGAGUGUGGUUUUGUGCGAGCAUCUGCUGCUGCGCUGGUGCUGCUGCCUCGCUGUGGGAGGAGCAGGCAGGUGCCCCAGACUUGCAGCCGAGGGUGGAAACUCUUUGGGGUUUGCUGUUGAUGCUUGAGGCUUUUGUAGAGUCACAGUAUCUGAGCUGGGUGUUCACUGCUGGAGCGAUGCAGGCGUAUAAAGGUAGACCUGGAUCUUCUGCCAGGGCUCAGUCUGGGACAGCCCCAGCAGUUUUUGACUGCCACAUGGAAGAUCACACCAAGCAAGUCCAAUCCACCCCACUCCCGGCCAUGCAGCAGAACUUGAAUUACAUGUACCCUCAGAUCUUUUGGGUUGAUGGCUGUCCCAGUGCACCCCCUUCAGCACCUUCAGCACCCUCCAUCACUCCUUUCCCACCAUCAGUACCUGACCGGAGCAGAAAACCAAGGAUCAACAGGGAAAGGAGGAGCAUUGGCUUUCUGGUGAUCUCCUUGCUGCUCCUGCUGGCCUUCACUGGAGUUGGGCUGAGCAUGUUUCAGAUUUUCCACCUGGAGAAGGAACUGGCUGAACUCAGAGAGUCUGCCAGUACUGAACAUAUCCCUCCGGCUUUGGAGAAACUCAUAGGGCAGAAGGAGCAGUCAAUGAAAAAUGAAGCGAGGACGGCAGCACACCUAACAGGAAACCCGGAUCAGUGGGACCUCCCUCUGGCUUGGGAACCCAUCUCUGGCCAUGCCUUCACCAAUGGCAUUCAGUACCGUGAUCAGGGCCUCGUCAUCAAUGAGACCGGUCUAUACUUUGUGUACUCCAAUGUGCUCUUCCGCGGCAGCGUCUGCAGCAGCCAGGUGUUGACCCACAUUGUCUACAAGAAAAACCCAGCCUUGCUUGGUAGCCACGUGCUGAUGGAGGACAAGAGCAUCAACUACUGUACAGGUCAGAAAACAUGGGCCCGGAAAAGCUACCUGGGGGCUUUAUUCAAGCUCAGGAAGAUGGACAGUUUGCAUGUCAAUGUCUCCAAAAUCUCUUUGAUUAAUUUUGAGGAAUCCAAGACAUUCUUUGGCUUAUUUAAGCUUUGAAUGGGGCUGUUUGAGCAUGGCCAGCAGCCCACGACACACACACUAAGAUGCGUGAGGGGUGAGUGCUGCCUGAGUGGCAGUGGCCAAGCCAGGGUCUCGCACCACAAAGCUCACCAAGAAACCAUGUUUUGGUCUUCAGCAUGAGAAGCCUCAAGCAACUGGUAAAGGCUUGGAAGUAGACCUCUCGGAAGCACCAGGGCUGUACUGCAUUAACCUAAAGAGAAUUGCACAUUUUCCUCUCUGAAAAAAAAACCAACAACCCAACAACAAACUCAAAAUGUAGUGUGCUGAAGACACCAUUGAAACUCGUUACUCGCUAUCUAAGAAGAUGCUGGUGCCAGCAGCCCCACACAGCGUCAUGGCCUUGGUGAGCUUGGGCAGCAGGCAGGCAGUGAGGAGGCCCCUAAAGGCAUGUCUGCAGGUGCCUGGGCUGUGCCAUGCCAUGCCAUGCUGCAGGCAGUGGUGUGGGAACAAGUAGUGUGGAGGUCUUAUCUACCCGUCUCGAGCCAGUACUGGCCACCCUGCCUGGGCACUCAGGACUGUGACUGAUGUACAACAGGCACCUGCCUGCUAGCUGGCUUGUUAGCUGCCGUAUGUACAUUUUUGUUAAGUUACCGACUCUGCCAAUCUCAGAAAAUGUCCCCCAAUCCCUUUAUUUAACUCAUGCUGACUGCCUUGCAAGGAACAUGCCAGAAGCAGCCGGGCCAUGAGGGGGAUCCCAACCCCAGAGAGAAAAUUUGACUGUGAUGUGCUGAAGGGGCUGGUGGGGAGGCCACAUACUCCACUGACAGAACCUGAACAACACAGUGCUGGAGAGUGGUGGGGCCCGAGACGAAAGCAGCAUCUCCAACCCCCUUCCUGCCCUUUCAAUAUAUCAGCGUCCCCUAUGGAAACCUGGUCCUGUCACCUCCUGCAUGGUGCAGGUGGGAGGGCAUGCUGGCCACCAUAAACAGCAUGGCUAUGGCUGGCCCCCUUGUCAAGGGAUAUUCUCUCCUGAGCAAAACACAGCUGGUAAAUAAAGGUAUAUUUUUGUAGUAAGUGA
Messenger RNA from Strigops habroptila (Kakapo), 2278 nucleotides. It is a transcript of the gene FASLG, whose product is annotated as Fas ligand. NCBI's taxonomy places the organism in Eukaryota, Metazoa, Chordata, Aves, Psittaciformes, Psittacidae. Gene Ontology annotation, biological process: extrinsic apoptotic signaling pathway via death domain receptors; immune response; positive regulation of canonical NF-kappaB signal transduction. Gene Ontology annotation, molecular function: tumor necrosis factor receptor binding. The transcript is spliced from 4 exons. The record is from RefSeq and is a predicted model, not a curated record. The coding region runs from base 295 to 1236 and encodes 313 amino acids. Gene Ontology annotation, cellular component: membrane.